UUCCUCAUCUUCGCCUCUCGACAAACCAACAUUCUCCAAAGCACUCUUUCCCACCAAACCGAUUGUUAUUAUUUGAUCCAUUUCAUCCAUCAGUAACCAUGGCCUACAAUCUCCAAGUCGAUAUUCACUCCGCCAAAAGUUUGCGCGAUACUGAGGACUUUGGCAGAAAUGACCCUUAUGCGCGCGUCAGUUUGGACAUGAAGAACGAUGCCGCCUACAAGAAAACUACCACCAAGUCAAACGCUGGAAGAAGCGCUGAGUGGAACGAGACCGUGGUCCUUACUGACUUUGAUCCAAGCCUACAUGCUUUCUUGUACGUCGAGGUCAUGGAUGAAGAGCAUGGCACUGAUGCCCCUAUCGGCUUUGCUGAUAUCCCCUUGAACCAGGUCAACAGUGCUACUAACAAGUCACUCAGCGGCAGGUUCGAUCUCUACACCGAGAAGGGCAAGCAGAAGGGCACCAUCACCCUUACCAUCUCGGUCCUUGCGGCUAACGAAGAAGCUCGCCCCAUUCCUAGCCCUGCAGAGACUGAACAUAAAUCCCAGUACUUGAAUGAUCAUCAGGAGCGCUUCAAGGAGCUCGAGAGAAAAGAGGAUUUAGGUGAUGCCUUCAAGCCCUUCGAUGCUCUCCGCAAUAAGAAUUAGGAUAGACAAUCUAUCGGCCGCUUUAAACGCGAGAGAACCUUG
Molecule: messenger RNA, 686 nt
Organism: Lobosporangium transversale
Lineage: Eukaryota; Fungi; Mortierellomycota; Mortierellomycetes; Mortierellales; Mortierellaceae
Product: C2 domain-containing protein
Exons: 2
Coding region: 99-644 (181 amino acids)
Cellular component (GO): endoplasmic reticulum
Molecular function (GO): lipid binding
Source: RefSeq, a predicted model, not a curated record